Carassius auratus (goldfish) is the source of this 9207-nucleotide messenger RNA. RefSeq lists its product as uncharacterized. The transcript has 2 exons. NCBI's taxonomy places the organism in Eukaryota, Metazoa, Chordata, Actinopteri, Cypriniformes, Cyprinidae. The record is from RefSeq and is a predicted model, not a curated record. The coding region runs from base 89 to 1834 and encodes 581 amino acids.
AGCAUAUAUUGAAAGGAUCACUGUAAAACAUAUUAUAAGAUCUUUAGAAAAUUCGAGUGGAAGAAAACAGAACUUAGAAGGACACAAGAUGCCUCGGAAGAAGGGGUUUCGUAUGCAGCGUACACAAAGAUGCAUCAAAAGUAAGAGUGAUGCUAAUGCAUGUAUAUGUUCAGAAAAAUUGCCGCUAUCUGUUGUUGCUGGGACAGAUGUAAGGGCUGCCACAUUAAGCGAAGAUGCAUUGAUUGGAUGUUGUGUUGUGGCUGGAAUCAAACAUGUGAUUUCUCCUGUUUGUACAUGGACACAGACAGAUAUUGAUGACAUAUAUGUAGAAGGCAGCAAUCUAACACAAAAUGUAAUCAUGUCACGUCAGAAAAGAGAAUGUAAACAGAAAGAGUUGUGUAGGUUGAUUGAAGAGCACAAUGUGUUUGGAAGGAAGUGGAAUGUAAAAAUUGGUUUACCAGUAUACAAAGAUUUUGAACUGCUGCAAGAGGAGACUGUACUGUAUGAAAUGCUGCAAGAAUAUUUGUUGAGGGAUGGAAUGUGUUUGCUAAACCUUCAGAGUGAAGUUAUUGCCAUUAUUCAUCACAACAAUUAUUUUGCAGUGGUUGAUUUUGGCAAACGUAAUAUGUUUGGGUUGGCUUGUGAAAUUGGCAGGUCUGUGGUUGUUUUCAACACAUGUCUUAAUGAUCUUAUGGUUCAUAUCAAGAAUCUAAGGAAGUCUUUAGAUGCACAAUGGUAUGCCGUUAGUAGAAUUUCUGUAAAGACAUUUCAACAAGAUCAUGCUUGUGCUAGAGAGUUUCCAGACAGCGAUGUUGACAUCAAUGGUGUUGAUGAGUUUGGCAAUAUAGGCACUGAAGUUGCAGCUGAGUUUGAGGAUAGUACUUCUGUCAGACUUGAAAAGAGUGUAAGAGGAUCCUUUCAUCAGGGGAAUAACCAGUUUAAAUACAGAGGAGUUCAAUGUAUGGCAAUAGGUUUAGUAAGCCUAGCAAAGCAUACAGUUGAUAGUGUAUUCUCAUGGCAGACCAAAGACCUUGACAGAGCUGUUGUUUUAGGUGACGAGUUGUACACAGCUUUGCGAGACAAUAAUAAGAUUAGACACAAAUCCAAUCUGUUGGCUAUUCCUGAUUUGCCAAAAGAAUCAGUUAUUGAUGGAGAAAGUUUUUUGUUUGAAUAUGGUGACUUUGUCAGUGGUGAUAUAGAUGUGGUCAAUGGUCAGUUUAUUGAGAGUGGUGUCUACAGCAGUCUUUCAGCUGGACUGGAAAAAAUGUUUGCACAGUAUGACACAUGUCUUUUAACAUUGUGUAGUAGUACAUGUGCAAUCAUUUCUCACAAUGGACAGUAUGCACUGAUUGACUCUCAUGCACGUAAUGCUCUUGGCAUGGUUGAUGGAAAUGGAAGAAGUGUUGUUGUAUAUUUUUCAUCUGUAAAUGAUUUGCUCAAUCACAUUUGCGUUUUAGCUAAAGGGCUCACUGAGAAGGAAAAACCUUUUGAAAUAGCUGGUAUCCGUGCUACUAUUGCAACUGGGAAACCUACACAGCACAAUGCAUCAGAAAUUAAAGAUGAGAAGGAUACAAAGUGUUUAACAUUAACAGAGAGCUGCAAAGACUCUGACAAGACAUUUGAAAUUGAGUUUGAUGAGGAUUCUUCAAAUGAUCUGCCAACAAAUAAUAAUGCAAGAAAUAAGCGUAAAAUUUCAGUAAGUAAUUGUACUUUAAAGAAACAAAAAAGAUAUGAUGUUACUGAAGUUAAUUCAGAUGUGGAAUUUGUUAGUGAUGUAAAAAACAACAACAUGAUGUUUAAUCCCAUUUGUAAACAGAUUGGUCAAACUUUGUGAAGUCAUUUAAAUGUGGAUUACGAAGAAGUUAAUGUUUCAGAAUUUACACAUGUUGGUUUGUUAGGAGUUCCAUGCAAAAAUGACAAAAUAAUGGCUGAUGGAAACUGUUUCUUCCGAGCCAUCUCUCAAGCUGUAAGCGGCACACAAAAGUAUCAUAGAAAAAUACGACUGGCUGUUGUACAACAUUUGGAAAAUAAUGCUGAAAAAUAUCAAAACAUUUUAAGAAGAGAGUAUUCCUCAGUGUCAGAGUACAUUAACAAGUCUAAAAUGAGAUAUGUUAAUAGCUGGGCUACUGAAGUUGAAAUUCAAGCAACAGCUGAUUAUUUAGGAAUUGAUGUUUUUACAUUUUAUGAUGGUCGUUGGUUAAAAUACAAUUGCAAUGGUAAGCUUUUGUCAGAACACAGCAUCUACUUAGAAAAUUGCCAUGAAAACCAUUAUGAGACUGUAGUUUGUGUAAAUGAGCCUGAACGCCAGAGUUGUUAUGGCUACUGCAAAAUCAGUAAGUCCUGUUUUGAAGAUUACAAUACUAGAGCAAAGAUUGACAAUAAAAAUAAUGAACUUGAACAGCAGCAUCAUAGUUUGUUAAAAACAAUGUACAAUGACACAUGUUGUGCAAUGACAAUGGUAAGAGAUCCUGAUGUUGAUGUACUGGAAAAUGAAAGUCAGAUUACAUUUAAAUAUAGUCCUCUAUCUACAGAACUUGCACAAACGAUAUGCAACAAAUUACAUUUAAAUUUUGAAAUAAAAAAUAUACAAGCACCAACUGUUUAUGGAAGUUUAGGUGUUGUGUGUAAGACAGAUACAGUUGCAAAGGAUGGUAAUAGUUUUUUUAGAGCAGUAGCUCAAGUGAUUAGCGGUUCUGAAAAGAAUCAUAGGAAGAUAAGACUUGCUGUUGUCCAGUAUAUGAGUAAUCACAGUGAUGAACAUAUGAAGUUAGUGGGUAAAGAAUUUACUUCAAUGGCAGAAUAUAUUUUGAAGUCAAAAAUGCAAUAUGUUGGAUAUUGUGCUUCAGACAUAGAAUUUCAAGGUACAGCAAAUGCUUUGGGAGUGGAUCUAUUUAUAUGUAAUGAGGGGAAAUGGGUUAAAUGCAGUUGCAUGAGUACUGUUGUGGGAAGUGAUGGAAUUUAUUUAAAACAUUGUGGGGAUAAUGAUUUUGAGCCCGUAAUGUGUGUCCAUCAAGUUGAUAAGAAUGUUUGCUUUGAUUUGUGCAAAGUGGGUAAUUUCCCUAAUUCACAGUAUACAUGUAAAAGGAAUUCCAAAAAGCAGGUAGAUAUGAGUACAAAUAUGUCUACUUCAAAAAACAAUUAUUGUUUGUCUAAGUAUUAUAAAAAUAAAAUUUCCUUCCAAAAAAGCAUUAAAUAUCAAAAUGUGUUGCACAAAGAAACCAAAAAAGUAAUGAGCAAAAAUAAGUAUCAUAGAGAUUUGUUGUACCAGGAAAAGAAAAAGAAUGUUAGCAAGGGGAAAUAUCAGAACGAUGUACUGCAUAAAGAAAUUAAAAAGUAUAUGACCAAAAAGAAGUAUAACGAAAAUGUUUUGCAUAAGGAAAUGAAAAAAGAGAAUAGCAAAAAAAAGUAUCACGAACAUGUGUUGUAUAAGGAAAUGAAGAAAGAGAAUAGCAGAAAAAAGUAUCACGAACAUGCGUUGUAUAAGGAAAUGAAAAAGGAGAAUAGCAGAAAAAAGUAUCACGAACAUGUGUUGUAUAAGGAAAUGAAAAAAGAGAAUAGCAAAAAAAAGUAUCACAAUAAUUUGUUGCAUAAGGAGAUGAAAAAAGACAAGAGCAAAAGAAAAUAUUGUGAAAACAUGUUGCAUAAGGAAAAAGUAAAGGACAUGAGCAAAAGAAAGUAUGAGACAAAUGUGCUGCACAGGAAAAAAGUAAAGGAAAUGAGUAAAAGAAAGUAUGAGCAAAAUGAUUUGCACAGGAAAAAAGUUAAGGAAAUGAGUAAAAGGAAAUACAGAUUAAAUCAGUUGCAUAAGCAGAAUGUAAAGGUUAUUAAUACAAGAAAGUAUCGAGAAAACCCUGAGCAUAAGAAACGUGUUAUUGCUGGUAUAAAAUUUAAAAGGCAACAGAUAAAAUUUAAAAAAGAACAGUUUGAAUUUGUUAUGCAGCGUUUUCUGGAUUUGGUAAAAGAUGGGCCAGAUUUUGUGUGUUGUGUUUGCCAAAGAUUGUUAUUUCGACAUCAGGUUUUAAGUUGUAAUAGACAUUAUUAUAGCACAAAAACAAUAGGUUCGAUUUUUGAAAAAUGUGUAAGUGAGGAAUAUUUGCACAAAUGUGAUACGACCUGUGUAAUGCCAUGUCAGUGGCUGGAUACACCUAGAGGCAAGCUGUGGAUUUGUUACACAUGUCAUAAUAAAAUUAACAAAGGACAAAUACCACCUGAAUGUGCGACAAACAAUUUGAAAGUUCAUCCAAUUACACCAGAACUGUCAUGUUUGAAUUCUUUAGAACAACAUUUGAUUGCAUUACAUAUACCAUUUAUGAAAAUGUUAGCAUUACCCAAAGGAGGGCAAAAUGGAGUACAUGGACCUCUAAGCUGCGUACCUGCAAAUAUUGUGCAAACUUCUAAUUUAUUGCCGCUCUCUAGUAUGGAAGGAUCUUUGUUGCCCGUAAAACUAAAGAGAAAGUUAACGUAUAAAGGCCAUUAUAAAUAUCAGUGUGUUGACUCUAUGCACAUAAGGCAAGCAUUAAAAUGUUUAAAGGAGAUAAAUGUGCAUUAUAAAGAUAUAGAAUUUAAUGAAGUUUGGCUAAAUGAGUUUUGUAGAGAACAAGAUAAUGACGUUUUAGAAAAGGAAUGUGAUGUAAAUGCGGAAAGUCAAGAAACAUCUAUAGAUGUUGGUGAAGAUGAGCUUUUACAUGACAGACAACAACACUGCAUGUUUCAGGACACAUGUCUCAUGCCUGUUGACAUUGGUCAGGAAGCACUAGAUCAGUAUUUUGAUAAUAUAUUGAAUCUGGCGCCAGCAGAAGGGAAUAAUCCUGUUAAAUUGCUUUCUGAUUUUGCUAAUGAAGCCAAAUGUUUCCCAGUGUUAUUUCCACAGGGGUGUAAUACGUACCAUGAAAAGCGAGACAACCGUUUGACAUUGUCAAGGUAUUUUAAUAACCGAAUUUUACAUGCUGAUGGUAGGUUUGCACAAAAUGUAGAAUAUAUAUUUUUUGCUCAGUACAUGUCUGAAAUUGAACAAGUCGUGUCAAAUGUAUCGAUUGCAUUGCGUAAAGGAAAAAGUGGCAGUAUGUCUCAAAAAGUUAAUAAUGAUGUUUUGAUGAAUGAGGAAUCUUUAAAGAAACUUUUGGAAUUUGAUGAUGGGUUUCGUUUUCUUAAACCUAUCCGUGGUACACCAGCUUUUUGGCAGACAGCACAACGUGACCUACUUGCUUGUGUUCGUCAGUUUGGUAUUCCUACUUGGUUUUGUUCAUUUUCAUCGGCAGACAUGCGCUGGAACAAUCUUCUUUUUAGCAUUUUGAAACAGGAGGGAAGAACACAAACAGUUGAAGAAUUACAGUGGGCAGACAGGUGUGAGCUAUUGCGACGUAAUCCUGUAACUGCGGCUAGAAUGUUUGAUUUUCGUUGGCAUUGUUUUUUAAGGGAGGUACUUAUGUCUUCAUCCCAUCCAAUAGGUAAAAUUAAGGAUUAUUUUUACCGUGUUGAAUUCCAGCAGCAUGGUUCACCUCAUGUCCAUUGUCUGUUUUGGAUUGAGAAUGCCCCAAUAAUUGAUAAAAACACAGAUGAAGAGGUAAUUCAGUUUAUUGAUAAAUAUGUAACAUGUGAAUUACCAUCACAGGAUGAUUCAUUGUUGGACACUGUUACAUCUGUGCAGCAGCAUUCAAAACGCCAUUCCAAGACAUGUAAGAAGAAAAAUACUGUUUGCCGUUUUAAUUUUCCUAGGCCAGUAUCUGCACGAACAUUUAUAUGUCAUGGAAAAAGUGACACAAAAAAGCAGUGCAAGUGUCAGGUAGAUAAUAUUGAUAAUACAAUUAAAGAAUGUGCAUGUGUAAAUCAAGAUGUCACAGAUUUUAAAAUGAACACAGAAAAGGCAGGUGACAUUUUGUCCUCCAUAAAAAAGUCUCUUUCAGAUGAGAAUUGCAAUUAUAACAGUGUGGAACAUUUGUUUACACAUUUAGGUAUAAAUCAAUCCAUUUUUGAGCUUGCAUAUAAAUCCUUUACCCGAAAUACACAAGUUGUCCUGAAAAGACAGAUCAAUGAGGUUUGGGUCAAUCAAUAUAGCAAGCCACUGUUAAAAUGUUGGAAUGCAAAUUUAGAUAUCCAGUAUGUUGUUGAUGCAUACGCUUGUGUAGUCUAUAUAAUUUCUUAUAUAUCAAAGUCAGAAAGGGAGAUAGGAUUGUUGUUAAGUAAUGCCCAAAGAGAAGCACGUAAAGAGGGAAAUGUUAGUGCAAAAGAUGCACUGAAAAACCUUGGAAGUGUUUAUUUGCAUAACAGAGAUGUAUGUGCUCAAGAAUCUGUGUAUAGAUUAACAAAUAUGCAUCUAAAAGAGUGUUCGAGGAAAGUUGUGUUCGUACCAACAGGAGACAAUGUCAUUAAAAUGAGUCUACCUUUAAAUGUAUUGAGGCAAAAAGCAUCAUCAAACAACUUAACGACAGAAGACAUGUGGAUGACUAGUAUUGUAGAUCGUUAUAAGAACAGACCAAAUGAUUUGAAUGAUCUGUGUAUGGCAACAUUUGCAUCAGAAUAUCGGGUUUUAAGUAAAAAUGAAAAAUCUAAGAAUCCUCUUCAAUUAAAUAAUGGUUGUGGUUUUAUCACAAAAAGAACACGAACAAAACCUGCAGUUGUCCGUUAUGUGCGCUUUUCUGAGGAAAAAAAUCCAGAAUAAUUUUAGCAAAGCAUUCUCCAGUUAUUUUUACCAUACCGUGUAGAUAUUCAACUAAAACCUCAUAAUUCUGAAACAUUUGAACAAUUUUACAAAAAUGGUCAUGUAACAUUUAGUGAUGGCUCUAGAUAUGCAGUCAAGGCAGUUGUUGAUUUAAAUAGAAAGAAGUUUGAAAUGGAGGCAGAUGAAUUAGAUAAUAUCCAAGAUGCAAUUGACAAUAAUAGUCAAAUAGAAGAUGGCUGGUGUGACCUGUGUCCAGAGCAGGAGUUAGAGCGUUUAAUUUGUGCUGAGGAAAUGAAAGACAAAAAACAGCAAGUGGAUGAACAAGAUGAGAAUAUUCCAGAUUUAACAACAAGUAAUGAACAAGUUGCACAUUUGGAAAAGAAAAAUAAUAUAAUGUGUAGAAGUGAUGGUUUGGCCUUAAUUAGAUCUUUGAAUGAUACACAGUUAUCGAUUUUUUUAUCAGAUUCGUCAAUGGUGCUUAGAUAAGAUAAUAGGGAAAAACCCAAAUCCAUUACAUAUAUUUAUUACUGGUGGUGCAGGGACAGGAAAAAGCCAUUUAAUAAAAGCUAUACAAUACGAAGCAAUGAGGUUGCUAUCAACAGUGUGUCGUCAUCCUGACAAUACUUGUGUUUUGCUAGCUGCUCCCACGGGAAUUGCUGCCUAUAAUCUUAAUACAACUACAAUCCAUAAUACACUAAGCAUUGGAAAAGAUGUUCGCUUACCAUACACACCUUUGAGUGAAGAAAAGCUCAAUUGUUUGCGUGCUAAAUAUAGUGAUCUGCAAAUUUUGAUAAUUGAUGAAAUAUCCAUGGUUGAUCACAAUCUAUUAGCGUAUAUUCAUGGUAGGCUUAGACAGAUUAAGCAAACUUGUGACUUUUCUCCCUUUGGAAAUGUAAGUAUAAUUGCUGUUGGAGAUUUCUUUCAGUUGCCUCCAGUUAAAGGGAAACCCCUGUAUAAUGAUGACAUACUAGGUAUUAACCUAUGGUCUAGUCUGUUUUCAGUUGUAGAAUUAAAAACAAUAGUUAGGCAAAAAGAUAAUACGUUUGCAGAGUUACUAAAUAGAUUACGAAUUCGCACAAAAAAGACUCCAAUGUUAAACUGUGACAUUGAUUUAUUGAAAAAAUGUGAAACCGGUGAAGUCAGCCCAGCUUUACAUAUAUUUCCCACUAACAAACAAGUAAAUGAGCAUAAUGUGCAGCAACUAUUUAAAACUUGCCCUGAAUAUGUUGAGAUAAAUGCUCAAGAUUUUGCACAUAAUAACAAGACAGGGAAACUUGAAUUGAAAAGUGGUCAUCAUGCCAAAACAUAUAACACUUGUCUAGAAGAAACACUGCUCUUAGGGAAAGGUGCUCGUGUAAUGUUGUGUAAAAAUGUAGAUGUAAUUGAUGGUCUGGUCAAUGGUGUGUGUGGCACAGUAACAAACAUAGUUUUUCUUAACAGUGAACACAAGUUCCCUCAAACAGUGUAUGUCAAAUUUGAUGACAAUCAAGUUGGUGUACAAAGGAGAAAAUGUUAUGCAUAUGCUUCAGCAGCUGAAAUGGGUUCUACAGGUAUAAAACCGGAAGAGGAAAGAGUACAUAGUAAAGGAGGAUUGCGACGACAGUUUCCACUAAAACUUGCUUGGGCUUGUACAGUACAUAAAGUACAAGGAAUUACUGUUGAUAAAGCUGUAGUGUCCCUUAAAAAGAUAUUUGCACCUGGACAGGCAUAUGUGGCUUUAAGUCGUGUUAAAAGUUUGUCUGGUUUGAUUAUUCAAGAUUUUGAGGAGAAGGCCAUAUAUUGUAAAGACAGCAUUAAGGAUGCAAUUCAAAGCAUGCCUAGAUAUUCUGUUAGAAAUAUACCAUGGCUCAAAUUGAAAACGCAAACAUUCAGUGUAUUUUUGAUGAAUGUGCAAAAUUUAAGACACCAUUUAACAGAUUUGGUUUUGCAUACUCAGCAUUUGGAACCUAACUGCAUUGCUGUUACUGAAACAUGGCUACCUGCAGAUAUCUCUUUAGAAACUAUACAUAUCAAUGGGUACAAUUUUCAUAGUCAACCACGAAGUUUAUCUUACAGUAGCAGUAACCCAACAUUAACUGAAUUACAAGCUCAACAACAUGGUGGUGUUGGCAUGUAUACCUCAAACAGUUUGGCAUGUAAUGUUGUCCAGGUACCAAAUGUAAAUUUAGAAUGUUUAGUUUGCAACUACACAGCACACAAUAUACUAAUAGCAGUAAUUUAUCGGCCACCUUCAUAUCCUAUUUUUUUGUUUAAAGGAAAUCUAAACAAAUUGUUUAAUUUUCUAGAACCCCUAAGCAAUACAAUUGCUGUCAUUGGAGAUUUCAAUGAUAAUAUUUUAAGCUCUUCAACAAUCUGCAAGUUUAUAACAAAUAGAGGCUAUGUUCAACAUGUCACACAAACCACAACAGAAAAGGGCACAUUAAUUGAUCAUGUAUAUGUAAAAACAACACAUUAUACCAUAAAAACAACAGUGUUACCAACGUAUUUCAGUGACCAUGAGGGUAUUUUUUGUUCUUUUACAUGUAAUACUGUUAACAGUAAUGAAGAAG